Messenger RNA from Hydractinia symbiolongicarpus, 2002 nucleotides. RefSeq lists its product as uncharacterized. The transcript is spliced from 4 exons. The record is from RefSeq and is a predicted model, not a curated record. Bases 514 to 1182 code for a protein of 222 amino acids. Lineage: Eukaryota; Metazoa; Cnidaria; Hydrozoa; Anthoathecata; Hydractiniidae. Gene Ontology annotation, cellular component: plasma membrane.
UAUCGCUUCCUUAUGCCCAACCAAUCAUAUUCGCCUUAAUUUAAGCUCUCCUCCGCUGGGUUCAUAAAUAUAAUAAUUAACUUUCUCCUGCAAUGAAAUGAGAAAAAUCUGGAAGGUUAAUCUCUAAAAUUAUGGAAAUUACCAUAUAAAGACAAUAUUUCUGAUCUUCAACUUCAUGUUGUUAGUUACUUCAUGUUGUUAGUUAGUUUCAACACCAAGGAAGAGAGUGAUAUUUGUGGUAUGUUGAUUACGUUAACGAGCAUGCAAUUAGCAGCGUAAUGACAAUGAAUGUAGCAAUAUCUUUCAAUUUUUAAUUGUGACAAUAAACAGAUACUGUAUUUUUUUCGUUGUUUGAAACCUUGUUAUGAAAUACAUGGCAUAAACUCGAAUGAAAGAUAUAUAAUUAUUAUUAGAGGCGAUAAAGUGAAGAGAAAAUAGAUAGGAAGGAAUAAAUAGAAGUGAUAAAGAAGAAGAAUCUACAAGAGUAAAAAAAAGAAAUUUAAAACUUGAAAAAUGAAGUGGACACCAUUGGUUGUUUGGGUAUUGACUGUGGUCAUAAUCCUGAUCGGAUUGGCUGGUUUAUUAUCCGGAACUGUUGGGAAUUCUUGGUGGAAAAUUGAUAAUGAAAAGGAGAAAAAGGACGUUGGUUUGUGGCGAGAAUGUUACCAAGAUGAAAUCAAUGGAACAUUUUCAGAUCAAAUUUGUACGGAGAGAAUGAACCUUUUGGAAUUCAAAGACAAAGAUGAAAAGGCUGUUAAUAGAGAGAAAGAUGCUGUGUUACUAGUACUGAUUGUAUCAGCCAGUUUCUCGUUUUUCACCUUUAUAUCAAUACUAUCCAUGUUGUGCUGCCAAAAAGAACUUGACCAAUGGAAGUGCGGAGCACUGAUUACAACGCUGUUCGCAUUUAUUUCAACAAUAUGCGGAUUUGGUGCACUUGUGUUCUCCGAGGUAGAGCUUGAUGAGUUGUGGGAAAAAGGUUACGAACGCGGUUGGUCAGUCAUACUAGCAUGGGUUGGUUCAAGUUUGAUGGGGUUAGCCUUCAUACUAUCAUUUACUUUGAUAUGUGUUGGCGCCAAAGAACACGAGUCGAAUGGUGAGCCAUAUAAACAUACGAAUGGUUACAAUCGAACAGGGAUUGCAUCACGUGGAGCUCAUGCUAAUCCCGGCUACGAGAUGAAAUAAUAAAGAAUUUGAUAUCCUUUCGUUUAAGGCUUCUCUCCACAACACUGAAAGCGUGUUCAUUGACUGGUAGAAUUUUCCGAUAAGUAAAAGUAGCAUCGGCUCAUAAUUUUUUAAACAUAGGAUGUUCUGUUAGCUUAAAUAUGUGCGUUCUUUAUGCUUUUUUAUCCGAGAUAUCUUGACUGAUGGAGAUUUGUCUUUAGCGAUAUGUGACUAAUAUAUCUAUGGCAACGAAAAAACAAUAAUUAGAACGAUAUCAAACUAUAUGUUUUGUUUCCAAUAUAUAUAAAAUAAAUGUAUUAUAAGUAGUAUUAUAAAUAAUAAGGGAAAAUUUCCAUGGAUUUUAUUGUCGUUUCUAUUGGAGUAAUCUUAAGUGCUUCUUUAAUUCGCCUGUGGUUAUAGGGGAAAACACUCUGACUUUAUUUUAGUGACGUAUUUUUACAAUAUUAUUGUACAUUAUAUUUUAAUUACAUUCUUGUAAAUUUUAUUGUGUUUGCUAUAUAUGACCCUCAAGAAUCUAAUACUAUGAGACUAAGAAGAUUCGCUCGAAAAUUAUGGUGGUUUAUAGUUUUGUUGUUUUUUUGUUUCAAAAGGAGCUAGGGUAGUGAGGGCUAUAGGGAAAGCGCCCUACAGGUAUUACAAUUCCUGCUUAAAAGAGUUAGAAACGGUUCCAAAGCAGUCAGUAGCAUCUAAAGGUACUAACUUUGACACGUGCAGGAAAGCCAUUAUUUAUGAAAUAUGUCUCCAAAUGGUCACUGUACAUUACUUUUGUUUUUCUGUUUGUAAAAUUAUUUUUAAAAAAAUAUUUUUUGUUUUUUAUUUA